AUGUCUACACAAAACGUUGCUCCCGUUUAUCCUCGACCACCGAUGUAUUACAAACGAUAUACGGACGAAAACCUCGCUAUCCUUAAACAAGUUAAAGAACACGGGGAAGAUGCAUUUGUCGCUUCUGGAGGCACGUUACCAAACUUUAACAUAUUUGAAUUAGAACCUCCACCUCCAGUAACGGAAGGACGUUAUUUCUCAUUUAAUGAGCCGUGGACAGUUGUCGACGUUUUACCCUCUUUGGAAGAAUCUGAACAAAAGCAAUUAUAUCCGUCAGGCGAGAUAGAUCGGGUUGCAGAACUUAAGAAACUAAAUAAUUCUGCGAUUUUCAAUUUCCUUGAAUUACUGAAUUCCUUGGUUAAAGAACCUGAACGAUCUUUAGACAAAUUGGAACAAAUCAAGACGAUAUUUGUUAACAUGAAACAUAUGCUAAAUGAAUAUCGUCCACAUCAGUCAAGAGAGACCUUGAGAUUGAUGAUGAGAAAUCAGUUGGAGAAUAGAAGGCGAGCUACUGAAGAAAUUCAAAAUCGAUGUAGUGAAUUUUCUAAAAAGUUGGAGGCCGUGAAAACAUCUUGGAAAGCUCUGGAUGAGCUUAAAAUGGAUCUGGCACGUUGCAGUUCCCUGAAAGAUGACUUGGACUUUGAAAUUAAGACACAAAAUACACAAAGUGAAGAAAUAACGGAUCCCAAUACGUAUAAUAUCAGUCAAGAGACAACACAAAAAAUGUUGGAAAUGAUUGAUGGAUGA
Funneliformis mosseae is the source of this 747-nucleotide messenger RNA. The record is from the annotation of a GenBank genome assembly. Lineage: Eukaryota; Fungi; Glomeromycota; Glomeromycetes; Glomerales; Glomeraceae.